GUUGUGUACCUUCUCUUCUCUUUUAAAUACUCCGACUCUCUCAGAAACACCUCAAAUUCUAGGGUUUACUCCUUGUUUCACACUUCUUUUCUACGAUGAAGGUAGGUUCAGCCAUUGAUGAAGAUAUAGAGACAGGGAAACUCAUGACUCCAUCAAUGCAAAAUCAAAAUUCCAGCCUUCUUGAUCCGGCGCUGGUACUUACAGCUUCUGAAAAACGGAUUGAUCAGGCUGGAAAGAUGAAAUACGUAAAGCAAGUGGUAGGCAGGUAUAAUGAUACGGAGCUGCAUUUAGCAGCCUAUCGAGGUGAUCUGGCAUCUGUGAAGCAUAUACUUGAUGAAAUCACUUCACAAAUGGUGGGGAAUUUAAGUGGAGGUGAUUUUGAUGCUGAGGUGUCCAAAAUCCGAGCAUCCGUGGUGAAUGAAGUGAAUGAAUUGGGAGAAACAGCACUGUAUACAGCUGCUGAAAAGGGACAUCUUGAGGUUGUGAAAGAGCUUUUGAAGUACUCAGAUAAAGAAACACUUACAAGAAGAAGCCAUUCGAAAUAUGAUCCUUUGCAUGUAGCUGCCCGUCAAGGGCACCAUGCGAUAGUCAAGCUACUACUUGACCAUGACGUAUCCCUAUGCCAAACGAGAUCAAAAGGAAAUGCAACUCCACUUAUUACUGCAGCUUCAAAAGGACACACUGCCGUUGUUCAUGAGCUACUUUCAAAGGACCCGAGCUUGUUAAGUAAUCCUGUACUUAAUGGUAGAAAAGCAUUGCAUCUGGCAGCAAGAUCAGGGCAUGUUGAGAUUGUGAAAAGUUUGCUUGAAAAGAACCCACAACUGGCUCGAAAGACCGACAAAAAGGGUCAAACCGCAUUACAUAUGGCUGUAGAAGGGGCUAGCAGUGAGGUGGUUAAGUUGCUGCUUUGUCUUCUUGAUACGAAUGUCAAUGCUUUGACCAAAGACUACAAAACCGCACUUGACAUAGCCGAAUGGCUUUUCCCAUCAGAACAAUCAGCAGACAUACGUGCCUGCCUGGCCCACCAUGGUGCGGUCCGAGCUAGCGAGCUGAUCCAACCACGAGACGAGUUGAGAAGCACUAUGACCCAAAUCAAAAGCGACGUCAACGCAAUUGGUAAAAAUGUUAGAAAACUCCACCGUCAAGGAAACAACCAAACCAACUCCGUCACCAUGGCAAUGGUGUUAGCUGCCAUUGCCCUUGCUGCUAUGUUUACGGUUCCCGGUGGGUACAACGAUGAUGGGAUGGCGGUAGUGAUCGACUUGACGUCAUUCAAAAUCUUCUAUCUUUUCAACUCGAUGGCUCUUUAUACGUCUUUAGCGGUUGUGGUGAUUCAUAUGACGUUGGGAAUUAGAGGUGAGAAGAAAGCCAAAAAAAGACAAGUGGUUGAGGUUAUUAACAAGUUCCUGUGGUUAGCUUGUGUGUGCACUUCGGUGGCUUUUAUGGCAUCGUCUUAUAUAGUGGUGGGUCGGAAGCAUGAGCGGGUUGCCGUUGCUAUUACUGUGCUUGGUGGGGCUAUAAUGUUGGUGGUGCUUGGAUCGAUUAUGGGCUAUGUGGGUGAAUGGAAGAUACUGCGGUCAUUGGGAAGGUUGGAGAAGACUGCAAAAAAGAUGGACAAAUUCAAGCAAAAACUAGAAGUAUUCAAGUAUGAGAUGAUUUGAGUUAUGCCACUAGUAUCUAUGCCACUGUUUAUGCUACUGUUUCAGAAUAUGUUGCUUUGACUACUUGACUCCUUACUAUGUUAAUGUCUUUUUAACCUUUAAUACUAUGAUUAUGACUUCCUUAGUAUUGUUAUCAA
This is a messenger RNA of Helianthus annuus (common sunflower), 1798 nucleotides long. RefSeq names its product ankyrin repeat-containing protein ITN1-like. The transcript is spliced from 3 exons. Gene Ontology annotation, molecular function: protein phosphatase regulator activity; protein phosphatase 1 binding. The coding region runs from base 96 to 1661 and encodes 521 amino acids. Gene Ontology annotation, cellular component: plasma membrane. NCBI's taxonomy places the organism in Eukaryota, Viridiplantae, Streptophyta, Magnoliopsida, Asterales, Asteraceae. The record is from RefSeq and is a predicted model, not a curated record.